This is a messenger RNA of Lingula anatina, 1331 nucleotides long. RefSeq names its product glycerophosphocholine cholinephosphodiesterase ENPP6-like. NCBI's taxonomy places the organism in Eukaryota, Metazoa, Brachiopoda, Lingulata, Lingulida, Lingulidae. The record is from RefSeq and is a predicted model, not a curated record.
CGUAUGUUUAGGGAUUUUUUCUAUCUAAAGAGACCUGCAGAUGUUUUGAUAUCUAAAUAGAGGCACACAGAACUUACAACUGGUGUGGACCCUACAUCGAUCUAGGCUUCUUACAGAAUACCCACAAACGACGACACCUGAGAUGGCAGGAUGAUAGAAGACAGAUAGUGUAUCUUAAGAGGAUUUUGCACUUUUUGAGUUCAUUUGCACAAACCAUGAAGCUACUGUUCAAACUUUCUUUGGCAGCAAUAGGUGUCGCUACCGUCUCUCUCAUUUUCCUGUCCACCAGAUAUCAACUCGCGAGAAGGACAGACCUGAAAAAUAACGAAAGCAGUUUUAAUGAAGGAAUAAACAGAAAUUCUCAAUAUUAUUCCACUACAGGCGUUCAAAAGGAGGAUUUGGUUUUAAGUGAACGCGGGCUGUACGAAUACAACAACAAACCUUUUAUUUGGAUAUACUGGGAGGGACAUCACCGCCCUGCCUAUGUUGAUCUCUGUCUGGAGACGCUUUCCUGUCACAAUUUUAGAGAUUUUAACGUGAAAGUCCUCAAUGACACAGAGUUUAUCAAAAGCGUAAAAACUGUGCACAAAGCUUACCAGUUUCUACGCAUUCACCACCGCUCAGAUUACUUCCGUGCUAAAAUACUCCACACGUUUGGAGGCGUCUACCUUGAUAUUGACACCAUAGGAAUGAAAAGUUAUAAAGAACUUGCGGCAAAACUCCCGGAUGCUGACGUCGUUGGCGCGAGCUCUCGAGGGAAUGUUGACAAUCUUCACGUAGGAGACUUGGGCCCAAUGAAAGCGGGGACAAAAUUGACGACAGAAUGGAUGGCAAGGAUAGAUUUAAUACUGGACUUACAGCUCAAGAACCUGCGACUUUAUUCUGAGGGAAAAUUAAAAGAAUAUCCCGUACAGUGGUCAGAGAUCGUUAAUGGAGCCAAGCCUAUUUUAGAACGCUUGGUAACUCAGAAAAAGAUCAAAUAUUCAAUGGUUGACGGACCCUCGACUUGGACGCAGUACGACGCGAACCAAAUGAUGGGCUCCGACGAAAAUAUAACUUCUAAACUUAAAGACACCGAAAUUCUUAGUUUAAACAAUGCAUUGUAUCCGCAGAAUUUCAAGGAAAUGGGAAGAGACGAAAUACUUAAAUCCAACAUAGGAAUCUCUCAACUGAUAAAAUAUUCUCUGGAGAAAUGCAAGCGAGGAUUUUCAUGAUAUUUAAAGUAAAGAAAAAAGCUAAAGAAACUUCUAGCCGUUUCUCCAAACAUGAUGAUUCCAUUUUACAUUUUUAUAUAAUUUAUACCCUUUGUCCCAUUCUUCGUGUUGCGUUCU